AUUUCUGUAUCAUCUAAAUAGAAUUGAUAAAGACAGGAAAGGUACGGUUUAAUGCACUUUUAGAAUAAAUACUAUAAAUACUAAUACUACCAAACUUUAAACUGAUGCCUGUGCUUCUCAUCUCCUGACAGCUCUAGGUCUGACUCCUUGUCCAGGAUUGUGGGGAAAAUCCUUUCUGCCUCAGUCUGCCCUCUGCUUCCUGAAAUUUGAACACAAAAUGUGAGGUCCCUACAAAGGACACUGAAUAAAAAUAAAGAGCCUCUAAGCACCGACUACAGCUGCGGCUUUCCAGAGACCCACGGUGGAGCUACAUGAACAUCCUCUUCGACAGACAUUGACAAUAAUGGCUACUGAAAACUUCGAACUGACCGGCGAUGCGGACAAAAACGGCGAGGCAGAGGCCCCGCGGCGGGGCCAUGAGAGGCGGCUACAGAGAUCCCUGAAUAUGAACCACUAUGCCAAUAAGAAGAGUGCAGCAGAAAGCAUGUUGGAUGUAGCUCUGCUCAUGGCUAAUGCCUCCCAGCUGAAGGCAGUGAUGCAGCAAGGACCAAGCUUCACCUUUUAUGUGCCCCUCAUUAUUCUCAUUAGCAUCUCUCUCACUCUGCAAAUCCUAGUCGGAGUUCUGCUCAUUUUCAUAGUUAAGUGGAAUCUAAAUGAUGAAAGAAAUCACUACAGAUUGGACAUCUUGGAGAAUGUGACCACAGCUUUCGUCUUUAUCAUAGUGGUUAUCAACGUCUUCAUUACGGCCUUCGGUGUCCAGCAGCCCAGCUCGAGCGGUUGAUUGUGUUUUAAAUAGUUUUCAAUCCCUACUGAUCAAUUUAGUAAAGGCAGGAUAUCCAGACACGGAGAGACAAGAUAUUUAUUCACCAAACUGGCUGGCAUGCAGGUGUAUUUGCUUUUCUGUAAUUCAACCUAUCAGGUCUCAGGAGAACCAGUGAACUCAGAGAAUCAAGUUACAGUAUAUUGUCUGCUGUGUGUGUGUGUGUGUGUGUGUGAGAGAGUAAAAGGAGUUCCUCAGACCACGGCCAGUCAUGCACAACUUGUGUUGAUCAGUUCUUAUUUCAUGUGGCUGUUAACUAGUCUGUUACCUCUUAUAAUGCUCAGGUUACUGAUGCAAACAAAUAAUUGUCUGUAUGCAGAAAACAAACAUCAGGAGCAAUAGUCAGUCACAAUCACUGUGAAGGUUUCCCAAACAACAGUUAAAGAAGACCACCUGCUUUUAAGUUCUUAAACAGGUUAGUAUGCCUUUAUGUUUUUGGAAAAAAAACAAACAAACAAAAAUCACAGUUACUACCACAGAAUCCAAAGACAAUUAACAAUGGUGAGUGCAUCAUGAUUCAUUCUGUGUUGCUGCUGUAAGAGGUAUUAUAUAUGUAACAGCUUUACCAUUCUAAUAAUGUUUACAGUGGGCCUUAACUGCUUUAUUUUUUAAAGAGCUAUGCAAAAUCUGUCUAAAGAAAAUUUCAACCUCCUAGCAUACACCAGCUCAUUGUUGACCCACCUACAGUUAAGAGUUUUUGGUUUGGUUAAUGUCCACCACGUUUCUUAAAGAAUUUUCCCCUGGAUGGGAAACCCCAAAUGAACCAAAAAGAAAUGCAUUACACCUCAUCAACGGUGGUUGAAAUAAAACCAAACCCUAACUCAUGAUGGAUUACCGGUGACCUGGUGGAUGUUAACAGGUUAAACUUAUUUCCUUGCCUAUAUUAGUUUGUUUAUUGUGAAUUAUAUGGUUACUUUUAGACUUUUUUUUUAAAUGCAUUUUUAAGGAUCAUUGUCUUUAUCCUUUAAUAAUCUCAUGUUACACACUGCCUAUUUUUAAACAAUUUGUUAUACAAAAUAAAACUACAUAACCAUCAAGUUGAGUGUUUUUUUGUUGUUACUGGUUUAUUGUGCGAAGACAAAAGUCAGUUUUACAAAAUGAUGGCAUUCCCACAUGUAAGGCACAGGACACACAAAUCAUGACAAACUGGCUUUAUGUUAACUAAUUUUCACCACAAGUCAAAUUUUUAUGUUUAGAGGUUGUUGAUUACAAGGCACAAACACAAAAUUAAUUUAAACUACAAUUUGCCACAAUAUUAGCAUCUGACAUCCUGAGAAUUAACCUUCAAACCAUGAAGGUUUAAGCAACAUUACUAGUAUAUCUUGUGUGCGUUUUUACAGAAAAUACUAUGAAGUUGUA
Messenger RNA from Pelmatolapia mariae (spotted tilapia), 2179 nucleotides. Its product is annotated as ninjurin-1-like. The record is from RefSeq and is a predicted model, not a curated record. Gene Ontology annotation, cellular component: membrane. Gene Ontology annotation, biological process: cell adhesion; tissue regeneration. Bases 344 to 781 code for a protein of 145 amino acids. The transcript is spliced from 4 exons. Lineage: Eukaryota; Metazoa; Chordata; Actinopteri; Cichliformes; Cichlidae.